UUAGUAAUCACCGAAAAUUGCAUCAUCUUGGAACCCUUACUUACCUUACCCUGCUUUUCAAUUUUCUAUCUUUUUAAACUCUCACUCAACUCCGCCGCGUAGAUCCGGGGAGUUUUUGGGAAACCCUAACUCCGUUCAACUAACGCCGUCACAAUUUUCUUCACCUCCAAAUCAUCAAGCUAUGGCUGGACUUGCACCUGAGGGGUCACAAUUUGAUGCUGGGAAGUUUGAUGCCAGAAUGAAUGACUUAAUGGCUGGUGAUGGAAAUGAGUUCUACACUAUUUCUGACGAGGUUUGUGAUAGUUUUGAUGCUAUGGGCUUGCAAGAGAAUCUCCUCAGGGGCAUUUACGCUUAUGGUUUUGAAAAGCCAUCUGCCAUUCAGCAAAGGGGAAUUGUUCCCUUCUGCAAGGGACAUGACGUUAUUCAACAGGCUCAGUCUGGAACUGGAAAGACGGCAACUUUCUGCUCCGGUGUUCUACAGCAACUUGACUACAGUGUGACCCAGUGCCAGGCCUUGGUUUUGGCCCCAACUCGUGAGCUUGCUCAGCAGAUUGAGAAGGUUAUGCGGGCUCUUGGAGACUAUCUAGGUGUUAAGGUGCAUGCUUGUGUGGGAGGUACAAGUGUUCGUGAAGAUCAACGCAUUCUAUCAAGUGGUGUCCAUGUUGUGGUUGGUACUCCUGGUCGAGUGUUUGAUAUGCUGCGCAGACAGUCUCUUCACCCGGAUUACAUCAAGAUGUUUGUGUUGGAUGAGGCUGAUGAAAUGCUCUCUAGAGGUUUCAAAGAUCAGAUCUACGAUAUAUUUCAGCUGCUCCCAGGUAAGAUUCAAGUAGGAGUUUUCUCUGCUACAAUGCCUCCUGAGGCACUUGAAAUCACAAGGAAGUUUAUGAACAAACCUGUGAGGAUUCUUGUGAAGCGUGACGAGCUCACCUUGGAGGGUAUUAAGCAGUUUUAUGUCAAUGUUGAGAAAGAGGAAUGGAAGCUGGACACACUCUGUGAUCUUUACGAGACAUUAGCAAUCACUCAGAGUGUCAUCUUUGUUAACACCAGAAGGAAAGUUGAUUGGUUAACUGACAAGAUGCGAAGCCGAGACCAUACAGUCUCUGCUACUCACGGAGACAUGGAUCAGAAUACCAGGGACAUCAUUAUGCGUGAAUUCCGUUCCGGGUCUUCUCGUGUUUUGAUAACCACCGAUCUCUUGGCCCGUGGUAUUGAUGUCCAACAAGUGUCUCUGGUUAUCAAUUUUGAUCUCCCUACACAGCCUGAGAACUAUCUCCAUCGUAUUGGUCGUAGUGGAAGGUUUGGUAGAAAAGGUGUUGCCAUUAACUUUGUCAAUAAGGAAGACGAAUCAAUGCUGCAAGAUAUCCAGAAGUUUUACAAUGUGUUAGUUGAGGAGCUGCCAUCCAAUGUCGCUGAGCUCCUCUGAUGAGAUUUUGCCCGCCAUAUUAGACGCAAAUUAGUACCUUUGGUGGUAAUUGUUAUGGUGAUGUUUACCCUCCCACCCUGACUUUUUGGUUUUAUUUCUGCUUUUGAACUUUAUUUGUUUGAUAGUCUUGGUAAUUUAAGUUGCAUGGUCGGGUAAGUACUUUGUGUAAUUCUAUUAGUGUUGGACACUCUUGCAUAUUUCUAGAAGGCAAAUUUUCUAGUGUGUACGUUUUAACAUCACUUAAGCUUUAAAUACAUUGAUGUGGUUUAAUUGAA
Molecule: messenger RNA, 1698 nt
Organism: Vicia villosa (hairy vetch)
Lineage: Eukaryota; Viridiplantae; Streptophyta; Magnoliopsida; Fabales; Fabaceae
Product: eukaryotic initiation factor 4A-15-like
Exons: 5
Coding region: 182-1423 (413 amino acids)
Molecular function (GO): RNA binding; RNA helicase activity; ATP binding
Source: RefSeq, a predicted model, not a curated record